CCCCAACCCAACCCAACACGCGCAAACCUCCCGGCCUACAAAACCGUCCCCCAUCGAAAAUACGCCCGCCCACCACGUCCCCCAUCGAAAACCGUCAACAAAGAAACCCCACCGUGCCCAAGCCCCCCAAAACCUCAAACCACCCGCCCGCCCGCCAUGGCGUUCCGGCUGAGCAACAACCUCAUCGGCGUCCUCAACUUCGUCACCUUCCUGCUCUCCGUCCCGAUCCUGGGCGCCGGCAUCUGGCUGGGCCACCGCGCCGACGGCACCGAGUGCGAGCGCUACCUCUCCGCGCCCGUCAUCGCCUUCGGGGCCUUCCUCCUCGCCGUCUCCCUCGCGGGCCUCGUCGGCGCCUGCUGCCGCGUCACCUGGCUGCUCUGGGUCUACCUCCUCGCCAUGUUCGCCCUCAUCGUCGCCCUCUUCUGCCUCACCGUCUUCGCCUUCGCCGUCACCAACCGCGGCGCCGGGGAGGCCGUCUCCGGCCGCGGCUACAAGGAGUACCGCCUCGGGGACUACUCCAACUGGCUGCAGAAGCGCGUCGAGAGCACCAAGAACUGGAACAGGAUCAGGAGCUGCCUCCAGGACUCCAAGGUCUGCAAGAGCUUGCAGGACAGCAGGGAGACGUUCGCGGACUUCAUACGCUCCGACCUCUCACCCAUCCAGUCCGGGUGCUGCAAGCCCCCCACGAGCUGCAACUUCACCUACGUGAGCGGCACGGAGUGGACCAAGACGACGACCCCCGCCGGCGCGGCGGCGGACCCGGACUGCGGCACCUGGAGCAACGAGGCGCUCUGCUACGACUGCCAGUCCUGCAAGGCCGGCGUGGUGGCCACCUUCAAGCGCGACUGGAAGCGCGUCGCCGUCGUCAACAUCGUCUUCCUCGUCUUCAUCAUCAUCGUCUACUCCGUCGGCUGCUGCGCCUUCCGGAACAACCGCAGGGACAACGCCGCCUACCGCGGCGGCUGGAAGCAGGGCGGCUACGCCUGAUCGCCCGGCCGGCCUCGCCGGAGGAGCCGGCCGGAGAGCCACUGCUAGCUGCUGCUCCAUCGAUUGGUUGCCGUCGUCGUGCACGAUCAGCGCUCUGCUCUCUCUCUGUCGCUGCCCGCCUGCCCCCCGGUCGCUGUCGUCCUAUAUAUGUGUCUAGGCUCGAUCUAGCUCUGUACAGGCGAGAUUAUAUUACUACGGAUUCUUGUCGUCUGAUAGUUACUUUAUUAUAGUUUAUUAUAUGAUCUCUGAUCAGCAGUAGGUUUUGUACAUGCUGUUCGUUGAUUCGACACACCGCUAUAUAUUCGCAUAUGCAUGUCUUAUUCUACACCUGUUA
Molecule: messenger RNA, 1321 nt
Organism: Panicum virgatum (switchgrass)
Lineage: Eukaryota; Viridiplantae; Streptophyta; Magnoliopsida; Poales; Poaceae
Product: tetraspanin-8-like
Exons: 2
Coding region: 157-987 (276 amino acids)
Biological process (GO): auxin-activated signaling pathway
Cellular component (GO): plasma membrane; plasmodesma
Source: RefSeq, a predicted model, not a curated record